AUGAUAGCCAAGGAAAUAAAGCCCAACCAGCGCCGCUUGAAGGUAACAGCAGGCCCAGACUACAACCUCAAGACCCAUCAAGUGGUCCCCGUGAACGGUGAAACAAUCCGAAUUGAAAACGAGCACGCAAUCAUCAGUCUCUGCGUAAAGAUCAAAGACUACACAGGCUAUCCAGAGAACUCACCCUCCACAAGUCCAUAUUUCGACGACCCUCUGCACAACAGAGACCUAUAUUCCAUUUGCUUCUCAAUAACCUUCAAAGAACCGGUAAACGGAAACAACCUAUACUUCGGCAAUGAUUUCGACCACCCAAUCCGCGACAUCCUACCUCCAGGCUUCAAUGCAGCCCUGCGCUUUGUCAAAUGGGCCCUCGAUCCAGGUCUAGACGGAGAUGUAUACGCUGACCAGCCGUACCUCUACAGCCCGGCAUUAGCUUCAUGGGAUAUCUUCCGGAUUGGGGACAAGAUGCGGAAAUCCGACGAGGUGCCAACGCUCCAUGACGAGGUCAUUGAAGAAGGCGCUUACAGCGAAGAAGCUGCCGAGACGCGAAAGCGGUUUAAUAUUCCCGAUACGGUCGACGGCCGCAGGAAGCAUUUCCAGGAUGAGGCGCAUCGAAAGGAGUUCGAGUUUGAGCCGGGGAGGAUGUAUGUUGCCGACUUUGGCAAUCCUUAUUUGGCACUCAAUGACUUCUCUGUUCGCCUUCCUGGGUUUACUCUCAAUGUCAUGAAGUACGUGGGUAAAAAUAAUCAUGAACUGCGGUAUACGCUCAAGGACAUGUCCAACGGGCGGGUGUAUCUUGCCGUCGUGUUCUCAGCGGUUCUUUGUGAAAAUGAGAUAAAAGAGGAUUAUCGCGAACAGAGGAAUGGCAAGGAUGAUAAUCUAGGAAAGUUUGAGUGGGAAGCAGGACCAUCAUCUGGUGCCGUGAGUGACAGAGAUUCUUCGUCGUGA
Messenger RNA from Penicillium bovifimosum, 948 nucleotides. Its product is annotated as DUF1769 domain-containing protein. Bases 1 to 948 code for a protein of 315 amino acids. Lineage: Eukaryota; Fungi; Ascomycota; Eurotiomycetes; Eurotiales; Aspergillaceae. The record is from RefSeq and is a predicted model, not a curated record. The transcript is spliced from 3 exons.